UGGUAACAUCAUCAUCAUCAUCAUCCAGCCCAGCACCAGCGGCACCUCCCGGCGCCUCGACGGCCUCGUAAGUGCCACGGUACCGACUCGCCGGUGCUGUUACUGUGUGCAGUAGCCGGCGUCAAGGACUCGAUCGCUGCCCGGGACCAAAGCGGAGCGCCGUGCUCCUCCAGGGGACAAAACCCUCCGUCCUCGGCGACGUCCGGUGCGAGAGGAGCGACCCAGCAUUGGCGCACAAGCUUGAAGGGCGUCGGGCGCCAUGGCGAAUGCCUCCCCAGACCUGGACAACGCCGAAGCCCAGCGCCAGCUCAACAACAACAACCGGCCUAUCAGCUCGGGGUUCUGGGAGACGGAGUGUACCAGCGCCAAGCUGUUUGAGUGCUCCCGCAUCAAGGCCCUGGCAGAUGAGCGAGACGCCGUGCAGAAGAAGACUUUCACCAAGUGGGUCAACUCUCACUUGGCCAGGGUUUCCUGUCGCAUAUCCGACCUCUACAACGACCUCCGGGAUGGCUACAUGCUCACGCGACUACUGGAGGUCCUCAGCGGGGAGCUGCUGCCGAGGCCGACGCGGGGCCGCAUGCGCAUACACUGUUUGGAGAACGUGGACAAAGCCCUGCAGUUCCUCAAAGAGCAGAGAGUUCACCUGGAGAACGUGGGCUCCCAUGACAUCGUGGAUGGGAACCACCGGCUCACGCUGGGCCUCAUCUGGACCAUCAUCCUUCGCUUCCAGAUCCAGGUGAUCAAGAUAGCCACAGCGGACAACAGAGAGACGCGCUCCGCCAAGGAUGCGCUGCUGCUCUGGUGCCAGAUGAAGACGGCAGGGUACCCUGAGGUCAACAUCCAGAACUUUACCAGCUGCUGGAGGGACGGCCUCGCUUUCAACGCGCUCAUACACAGACACAGACCAGAUCUGAUCGAGUUCCACAAGCUGACGAGAUCCAACGCGACUCACAACCUGCAGCAGGCCUUCAACAUCGCAGAGCAGAGCCUGGGCCUCACCAAACUACUGGACCCGGAGGAUGUGAACACGGAGAACCCAGAUGAAAAAUCCAUCAUCACCUAUGUGGUCUCCUAUUACCACUACUUCUCCAAGAUGAAGGCUCUUAUUGUGGAGGGCAAGAGAGUCGGCAAGGUGCUGGACAACUGCAUCGAGGCGGAGAAGCUGGUGGGCCGCUACGAGGCGCUGGCGUCUGACCUGCUGGACUGGAUCGAGAAGACCAUCGCGGUCAUCAGCAACCAGAAGUUUGCCAACUCGCUGACCGGAGUUCAGCAGCAGCUUCAAGCCUUCACCACCUACUGCACCAUCGAGAAGCCUAUCAAGUUCCAGGAGAAGGGGAACCUGGAGGUUCUUCUCUUCACCAUCCAAAGCAAACUGAGAGCCAACAACCAGAAAGCCUACAUUCCUCAUGAAGGAAAACUCAUCUCCGACAUCAACAAGGCGUGGGAGCGUCUGGAGAAGGCAGAGCAUGAGAGGGGUGUGGCCCUGCGCAAGGAGCUGAUUCGCCAGGAGAAGCUGGAGCUGCUAGCUCAGCGCUUUGACCACAAGACCACCAUGAGACAGGCGUGGCUCAACGAGAACCAGAGGCUUGUGUCGCAGGACAAUUUUGGCUAUGACCUGCCAGCGGUGGAGGCCGCCAUGAAGAAGCACGAGGCCAUCGAGGCGGACAUCGCCUCCUACGAAGAGCGAAUCGGCGUGGUGGUGGAACUGGCGGCAGAGAUGGAGGUGGAAGGCUACUACGACAUCCGCCGCAUCGCCGCCCGCAAGGAGAACAUCCUGGGACAGUGGAGUCUACUGAAGGAACUGGUGGCAGGGAGACGGAUCCGGCUGGAGAAGAACCUGGCGCUGCAAAAGACGUUCCAGGACAUGGUGUACAUGAUCGACUGGAUGGAGGAGACUCAGUUUCAGCUGCUGUCGAAGGACUUUGGCAAGCAUCUUCUGGAGGUGGACGACCUGCUGCAGAAGCACAGCCUGCAGGAAGCUGACAUCGGCGUGCAGGCUGAGAGGGUGAAGACGCUCAAUGCCGCUGCGCUCAAAUUCACCACCAUAGAGGGCUACCAACCAUGUGACCCGCAGGUGAUCUGUAACCGGGUCAACCACGUCUCGUCUUGUCUGGAGGAGCUGAAGCAGCUGGCGGACAAAAGACACGUCGAGCUGGAGGAGUCGAGGCAGCUGUGGGCCUUUUUCCAGGAGCUGGAGGAGUCCGAGGCCUGGAUCCGGGAGAAGAGCUCCAUCCUGGGAGCGCAAGGUUAUGGGAAGGACCUAAGCAGUGUGCUGAAAUUACUCCAGAAACACAAGACUCUGGCUGGGGAACUGCUGGCUCACCGCUCCUUGCUGCAGACGACCAUGCAGCGAGGGCAGCAAAUCCUGAGCGAGAAGAGCAUCGACACGGCGGGCAUCCAGGAGCGCAUCAUGGACGUGAAGGACGAGUGGAAGACGCUGGAGGACCAGGCGGCCCAACGUCUCGGCCACCUGCAGGAGGCACUCAACUUUUUUCAGUUCUCCACCGAGACGGACGACCUGGUGGUCUGGCUGCAGGACGCCUACCGGCUGGUGUCCAGCGAGGACUUUGGCCACGACGAGUACUCCACACAGUCGCUCCUGAAGAAGCACCGAGGGGUCAGCGAGGACGUGGACAAACAUCGGCUGCACGUGGUGGCACUGCGCAAACACAUGGUGGUGCUGCCUCUGCGGUACCGUGAACAAGAGGAGGUGCAGGUGAGGAUGCUGGAGGUGGAGCAGCUGUACACGGAGGUGGUGGAGGUGGGUGUGCUCCGCCAGCAGUGGCUUCACGACGCCCUCGCCGUCUACCGCAUGUUCAGCGAGGUCAACGCCUGCGAGCUGUGGAUCGAUGAGAAGGAGCAGUGGCUGAACAAGAUGGAGAUUCCUGAGAAGCUGGAGGAUGUGGAGGUGGUGGCGCACAGAUUCGAGUCCCUGGACCAGGAGAUGAACAGCCUGAUGGGAAGGAUCCUGGACGUGAACCAGAUAGUCCAGCAGCUUCUGGAUGGAGGUCAUCCGUCCUCUACAGAGGUCAGAGGAUGUCAGGACCACCUCAACUCCAGGUGGAACAGCAUUGUGAGUCUGGUGGAGCAGAAGAAGGACCAGCUGGACUCCAUGUUGCGUCUGCAGAACUACCUCCUGGAGUGCGUUGAGAUCAAAUCCCAGGUCCAGGAGAAGCGGAAGGCCAUCGACGCCACUCAGUACGCAGGCAGCGACCUGGGCGGGGUCCUGGCUCUGCAGAGACGUCUCUCCACCAUGGAGGGGGCGCUGUCCGUACUGGAGCCCAAACUGAUGCACCUGCAGGAGGAGGCAGAGCAUCUGGCCACCGCCCACCCGGGUCGGGCCACGGAGGUUCUCCUGCCCUUUGAUGGUAUCAGUGUUGAGUGGGAGGAGCUUAAGCGGACCCUGCAGGGGUGUGAGGACUCACUGACUGUGGCUAGCAGGCUGCAGAGCUUCAUUCAGGACUUGGAUUUGUUUCUCACCUGGUUGGUCCAAACGCAGACGGCUGCUGCCUCAGAUCAGCUGCCCAAUGACCUGGAAGAAGCCGAGAGGCUCAUCAACAAACACGCCGCCCUCAAGGAGGAGAUUGGCCGGUACGAAGAAGACUACGAGCGUCUGCAGGCAAUGAAUGAGCUGCUGGAGUCGGAGGAGGCGCCGCUGCCUCAGGCCGCCCUGCAGCAGUGGCUCCAGAAGCUGGACGUGGGCUGGAACAAACUGCUGGAGAUGUGGGAGAGCAGGAGAGAAGUCCUGGUGCAGGCUCACAUCUUCCAUCUGUUUCUGCGAGACGUCAAGCAGGCCGAGUCCUUCAUCAACAACCAGGAGUCGGCGUUGGCCCACGUGGAGCUUCCGACCACGGUGGAGACGGUGGAGGCGGCCAUCAAGAAGCACAAGGACUUCACCACCACCAUGGAGCUCAACCUGCAUCGCAUCAAGGCCGUGAUUGAGGCGGGAGAAAGCCUGAUCAGCCAGAGCAACAUCUACUCGGAGCGCAUCAGGGAGCGCGUCGACACGCUCGCCAACAGGGGCAACCAGAACCGAGAGCAGGCCCAGCAGUGGUUGGAAAAGCUCAACGACCAGUGGGAGCUCCAGAGGUUCCUCCAGGACUGUCACGAGCUGGGAGACUGGGUGUGCGAGAAGAUGCUGAUGGCGAGGGACAGCAGCCGCGAUGAGACCCAGAAACUUCACAAGAAAUGGCUGAAGCACCAGGCCUUCAUGGCCGAGCUGGCCCAGAAUAAAGAAUGGCUGGAGAAGAUUGAACGGGAGGGCCAGCAGCUGAUCCAGGAAAAGCCGGAGCUUAGCCAGAUGGUCCGGAGGAAGCUGGAAGAGAUCCGGGAGUGCUGGCAAGACCUGGAGAGCACCACGCAGGCCAAAGCCCAGCAGCUCUUCCAGGCCAACAAGGCUGACCUCCUAGUGCAGAGCUACCACAGCCUAGACCAGAGGCUGGGCCAGCUGGAGGGACAACUGGCCUUUGUGGACCGAGGGCAGGACCUGAGCACCGUCAACAGACAGCUGAAGAAACUGCAGACCAUGGAGUCCCAGAUGGAGGAGUGGUACAAAGAGGUGGGGCAGCUGCAGGUGCAGGCGACCUCCAUACCGCAGCAGACACAGGUCAAGGAGACGGUUGCCGAGCAACAGGCGGCGGUGGAGGCCCGCAUGGUGCGCCUGAUCGAGCCCCUGAAGGAGAGAAGACGCCUCCUGCUGGCGUCCAAGGAAGUGCACCAAGUGGGACGGGACCUGGAGGAUGAAAUGUUGUGGGUGCAGGAGCGCCUCCCACUGGCCUUGAGUCAGGAGCACGGCUCCUCCCUGCAGUCGGUCCAGCAGCUCAUGAAGAAGAACCAGACACUCCAGAGGGAGCUUCAGGGCCACCAAGUCCGAGUAGAUGAGGUCCUGGAGAGGGCAGGGAUCAUUGCCUCCAUCCGCAGCCCCGAGGCCAACGCGGUGAGGGCAGGCCACGAGCAGCUGGCACAGCUGUGGGCUUUACUCUGGGCCGAGACCGAGCGAAGGCAGCUGGUCCUGGACGCCAUGUACCAGGCGCAGCAGUACUACUUCGACACGGCCGAGGUGGAGGCCUGGCUGAGCGAGCAGGAGCUGCACAUGAUGAACGAGGAGAAGGGGAAGGAUGAGCCGAGCACUUUGCAGCUGCUGAAGAAGCACCUUGUUCUGGAGCAGACCAUCGAGGACUACGCAGAGACUAUUGGCCUACUCUCUCAGCAAUGUCGGCAGCUGCUGGAGAUGGGACACCCUGACUGCGAGCAGAUCAGCAAGCGGCAGUCGCAGAUCGACCGCCUGUACGUGUCGCUCAAGGACCUGGUAGAGGAGAGGAAGAGCCGUCUGGAGCAGCAGUACUGGCUCUACCAGCUCAACAGGGAGGUGGACGAGCUGGAGCAGUGGAUCGCUCAGAGGGAGGUGGUGGCCAGCUCACCGGAACUGGGCCAAGACUUUGAGCACGUCACUCUGCUCCAGGAGAAGUUUACAGAGUUUGCGUCGGAGACGGGCAACGUGGGCCAGGAGCGAGUGACGGCCGUCAACCAGAUGGUGGAUGAGCUCAUCGACUACGGCCAUGCCGAAGCUGCCACCAUCGCCGAGUGGAAGGACGGUGUCAAUGAGUCCUGGGCCGACCUGCUGGAGCUGAUGGAGACCCGGGCGCAGAUGCUGGCCGCCUCACACCAGCUGCACAAGUUCUUCUCUGACUGCAGAGAAGUUCUGUGCCAGAUUGCGGACAAGCAUCGCAGGUUACCAGAGGUCCGUGGUCGUCAGAGCAGCACGUCCAACACCAGCACGCUGCAGAGGCUCCUGCACAGCUUUGAGCAGGACAUCCAGCUUCUGGUCACACAGGUGCGCCAGCUGCAGGAGAGCGCCGCCCAACUUAGGACGGUGUACGCAGGCGAGAAGGCGGAAGCCAUCGCCUGCCGCGAGCAAGAAGUCAUGCACUGCUGGAAGGAGCUGCUGACGUCCUGCGAGGAGUGUCGGGUACAGAUCACCACGGAGACGGACAAGCUGAGGUUCUUCAGCCUGGUCCGGGAUCAGAUCAUGUGGAUGGACUCUAUCAUCUGUCAGAUCGGGACGGGAGAAAAGCCGAGGGAUGUGUCGUCUGUGGAGGUAUUGAUGAACUAUCACCAGAGUCUGAAGAGCGAGGUGGACGCUCGCAGUCAGAGUGUGAUGGAAUGUAUUGAGAUGGGGAAGACGCUCCUGGCUGCUCGAAACCCCGCAGCCCAAGAGAUCAAGGAGAAGCUGGACAAGGUGGUUGCUAAGCAACAGGAGCUGUCUGAGAAGUGGGACAAGCACUGGGAGGUCCUACAGCAAUUGCUGGAGGUCCAUCAGUUCGCUCAGGAGGCAGUGGUGGCAGAGGCGUGGCUGACGGCGCAGGAGCCGCUGGUUAACAGCAAUGAACUCGGGGCCAGCGUCGACGAGGUGGAACAACUGAUAAGACGACAUGAAGCCUUUCGGAAAGCCGCCGCAACCUGGGAGGAGCGCUUCAGCUCACUGCGCCGCCUCACCACGGUGGAGAAGCUGAAAGCAGAGCAAAGCAAACAGCCAGCAACCCCUUUACUGGGUCGUAAAGUCUUCCUGGACCCACAAGAAGCCACACCAGCCCCCUCCACCCUUCCACGCCUCCCGCUGUCCCCCGUCAUGAGACAGACCAUCUAUGAACAAAACGAGGCCAGCACCCCUCCCUCGCCCUUGCCCACAACCCCCACGCCCUCCCCGUCUGCCGCCGCCCGCCGGCUGGGCUCCACAGUGGCCAGCUACAUGCCUGUGAUGAACGCCAGUGGUUAUCGUCACGGGGGUGUGAUGGGUGUGGCCGCAGGGCUCCGCCAACCCGCUCCUUCCUCCAUUUUGUCCGUCGCCACAGCCGCUAUGCUGGUCUCGGCCAAUCAGGCGCGAGAAAGCACCAGCAAGGUUCGCCUUCAGCCGUCAGCAGAGGUGGAUGCGAAACCGUCUCCGUAUCUACGGCAACCCAAAAUCAAACACCUGGAUGACGCGGUGACGCCGCUGGUAGUGGCCAGCAGGCUGGAGAAGGCCAGGGAGAAAGGCCGGGAGAUCAUGACCGAGAGAGCCGAGGUGGCUGUCAUGGCUGAGGUGGUUCUCCAGGAGCCAAACCGGGACAGGCUCCACGGAGACCCUGCCAGAGGGCCUCGUCCCUCCAGAACUAACCCUGAGCCGCAGGUCCAGACUCACACCUCCCACAGGGAGCACAGGUUGGAACGCCAGCUGUCCAGCGAGCAGCUGAUCCAAGCCCGCAGGGAUGAACUUCCUCAGGAGGUUUGGCGGGAACAGGCAGAGCGGCGGGAGAGGCGGACUCUGGAGAGGCAGACGUCCAGCGAGCAGGAGGGCCACGGGAGCCUCGAUGGACGGAGGAGGGACCGACACCGGCUGGAAAGGCAGGAGUCCAGUGAGCAUGACACCGGGAAGGAACAAUCUGACAGACGCUCAGGGGGAGGAGAGAGGAGAGCCACCAUGGCAGAAAUAGUGGAGCAGCUUCAGGAGAGAGAAGCAGCACAGGCCCGAGGCGAGGUGCCACGCCUGCCCAACGGCCUACCAGAGAAGUCUUCCCGUCCCGACCGGCCUCGAGCUCGGGACAGACCCAAGCCGCGGCGCCGACCACGGCCCAAAGAGGCGGGAGACACGACGCGGCGGUCCCGGUCGGCUCCUGCUCAGAGUGGCCCGGCGGCCCCGCAGCCGCCGGCCCACAGCGCUCACCACGAGGGCUUCCUCUUCCGCAAGCUGGACAUCGAGAGCCUGAAGAAGAGCACCAACAGCAGGUCCUGGGUCAACUUGUACUGCGUGCUGAACAAAGGAGAGUUGGGCUUCUACAAGGACGCCAAGAACACCACCACGGCAUACAACAACGAACCGCUGCUCAACCUGGCCCAGUGUCACUGUGACGUCACCAACGGAUACAAGAAGAAGAAGAACGUCUUUACGCUCAAGACAAAGGACGGCAGCGAGUUCUUGUUCCACGCAAAGGACGAGGAGGACCUGAAGACAUGGGUGAGCAGCAUCAGCAGCAGCAUCAGUGAGCACCAGGAGAUGGCCAAGUGGGGCAUGCCCCAAGCAACUACCUCAUCCACCGACGAGGGCACGCGGCGUGACGGCAGCAAGGCUGGCUCGGAGCGCGGCGGCGAGCGCUCGGACCGGGCCGACCGCAUCGAGCGGGUCGAGCGGGACAAGGAGAGGGACAAGGAGAAGGAGAAGGAGAAGGACAGGGGGCGGGAGAAGGACAGGGGUGAGAGGUCAGACCGGGGGGGGAAGGCGGAAGCAAAGCGCUCAGAAAAGAGCAGCAAGAAAAAAUGAUGGCCUGACUGGUUGAAGCACCACAUGCCCCGCCCCCUUUUUUCUCCCUCCAAUAUGGAUGGAAGCUGACGUGCAGGAAGGAAGAACUUACGCAAAUGACUUCUUCUUCUCUUCCUGCCUCUCCAUGACGAGGCUCCGCCCCCUGCUGUCCGCCCAGAGAAGUGCGGAGGAAGACGAUCGCUGUUAGCGAGAUAGAAGCUAAAGUAGCUUGCGCUGUCCCAUCAUUGUUUGUAUGUGCGUGUGCGUGUGUGCGCUUUAGUAGAGGAAGCCCACUAUGCCAAACUGAAUGAUUGGAUAAAUGCUAACAUGCUACUCCUGUUUGACUGUUAUCACAACCACUGUUUGAUCUCAAUCACACACACCCGCUCUCUUAUCAUCCCCCCCAAAUCAGUGGAAUCAUUUCAAGGGGCUUUCUUAAAGGGAAUCUUGUUUGUGCGUCUGUCAUAGCUCUCAGGUUUCUUACACUGUUGUCAGCUUCGCGUGUUCAAUCGUCUUCCAGGCACGUGCGAGCAUCUGCAGAGAGGUCGCGACCCGAUGUCAGCAGCGAGCGUAAACGAGAACAUGAGCGUGCGAUGAAUGAAUGAACGUGAAUGGGUUCACAAUUUACACCACAAUCACCACCGGAACUGUUUCGCCUGUCACGCCUUGUGACGUUGCAUGUCAGACUCGGUGAGGAAUCAAGUGUCCCAGUCUAAAAGCGUGGAGCUAAUGUGGCUAAAGUGCAAAUUCUACAAGACUAAAUAACGCAAACAGUUUCCACUCCUCCAGUUAUUAUAUACAGUAUAUACAGUAUAUAUAUAUUUAUACUAUGCCAACCUACUCAAAAAUAUUUUUGGGGCACCUAACAUUAGCUAGCAAGCUCACACAAAUAAGGGAUGCCCAAAACCAACAUGGCUCCCUUAAGGUCACUGUGACUUUCUGGGGAAAAAAAAGUGUGGAAGUUCAUUUCCAACUUGAACAUUAUCAUUCUUAUCAUCUUUUUUUUAAAAUUGUUUUUAUGACUUUUCACACACGUUAUGCAUAUGAAGUGUGAAUGCCAGAUGAAUGCUGUCAUUUUUCCGUGCAUGUCCACCACAACUAGCAACGUGAGCGAGGUGAAAAUGUUGAAAGAAUGAGAAAAUGUUCAAUGAUGCAAUGCUCUGAUGUCACAUUUGGAUGCCUCCAACCUCAAAACAGACUGCACAUGGAAAAGCAGCUUCUUUUUUUUCCUGUGGGUCUCAGUGUGGAAGCUGAGAUGGAAUGACAAAUAAAAUUUUGGUUUAUCAGUACAACACACCGUGUCUUACUGUGUGUUCGUAAAAGCUGAAUAUUUGAUACGACUUGUAUGGGAAGUAUGAUUUAUUUGUUUCAGACAUGCUUCAUGAACUCAUGACAUGAAGACAAUUCAUGUCCAAAAAAGAAUUUAUAGAAUCCUACCCAUUGCCCAUGUCUAUUACUGAUAAUUCAUUCACACCGUAUCUUUUACAUGUU
Dunckerocampus dactyliophorus (ringed pipefish) is the source of this 9763-nucleotide messenger RNA. RefSeq names its product spectrin beta chain, non-erythrocytic 4-like. Bases 260 to 8293 code for a protein of 2677 amino acids. Gene Ontology annotation, cellular component: cell projection; cell junction; spectrin. NCBI's taxonomy places the organism in Eukaryota, Metazoa, Chordata, Actinopteri, Syngnathiformes, Syngnathidae. The record is from RefSeq and is a predicted model, not a curated record. The transcript has 43 exons. Gene Ontology annotation, biological process: actin cytoskeleton organization. Gene Ontology annotation, molecular function: structural constituent of cytoskeleton; phospholipid binding; actin filament binding.